Molecule: messenger RNA, 333 nt
Organism: Menidia menidia (Atlantic silverside)
Lineage: Eukaryota; Metazoa; Chordata; Actinopteri; Atheriniformes; Atherinopsidae
Source: the annotation of a GenBank genome assembly
AUGCUGAGCUGGCUGUCGGACGGAAACAGCCAGCAUCCAGGCGUUUACCGUUUUCUUCCUGCCGCUGGCCGUGCGGAGGCCUUCCUACUUGGCGUUGGUGGAGCUGCUGACCACUUUGCGCACCAACUGGGCGAUGGCAUCGCGGUCAAUCCCGAAGAUUCGGAGAAGCUCCUGGGGCUUACCGCUGCGGGGCACCUGAGAAACCGCCAGGCGGUGGACGUAGUGGUCCUCCACUGUGAUGAUGCGUCCUCUGGUGGCCCUCGCAUUGUCGAUAAUGGUCUUGGAGUCAAGAGGUUUGAUGUUCAGCGGCAGCCAAAGCCUCAUGAAGGGUAA